GCCGAUUAGUUACACUCAGACUCAAUCGAUCUCGCUAUCUGCCUUCUCCGCUCCGUCUGCUAUCUGAAUCACUUCAAUCGCUCAAUUACUAUCUCAGGUUAAACGCAACAGCAACAUGCUUGUCCAACACAUUAAGAUGCGCUGGGGAACCGGCGAUAACUUCUGUUAUCUGGUCACCGACAACGCUACCAAGGAGACGCUGAUCAUCGACCCGGCCGAGCCAGCAGAGGUCCUGCCUACCAUUAAUGACCUCGUUGCUAAGGGCGAGAUUGUCGUCACUGGAAUCGUGAACACACAUCAUCAUUACGAUCACUCUGGUGGCAAUGACAAGCUGCGGAAAACUUUUCCUACCGUCCCCAUCAUCGCCGGUUUCAAUUCUCCCCAUGUGACCAAGACGCCUGCGAACAAGUCUACGUUCAAGCUCGGCAAGGACAUCACUGUCACGGCGCUGCACACUCCCUGCCACACUCAGGACUCAAUCUGCUACUUCUUUGAAGAAGGCGACGACCGGGCGGUCUUCACCGGCGACACGCUCUUCAUUUGCGGAUCGGGACGAUUCUUCGAGGGUACCCCGGCCGAGAUGGAUACCGCGCUGAACACUAUCCUUGGAUCGCUUCCUGACGAUACCAAAGUUUACCCCGGCCAUGAGUACACCGCGUCCAACGUCAAGUUCGCCAAGUCGGUGCUCAAGAACGAAGCGCUCGACAAGCUUGAGGCUUUCACGAAGGCUAACGAGGUUACCGCCGGAAAAUUCACCAUCGGCGACGAGAAGACCUACAACCCGUUCAUGAUGCUCACUGACCCUCAAAUCAUAAAAUCCACUGGAGAGACUGACAGAACUGCGGUCAUGAAGAAGCUACGUGAGUUGAAGAACAGCUUUUAAGUGUAUUGCGCACUCCACUAGGAGAUGAAUGUGUGGAUUAGCGUUCCAUAGCUCAAUUAAAUACUGUAUAGUCAAAUCAAAUCUGGUGAUAUAUCACAUCACAUAAUCGAGUAUGAACGGUCGUUACGAUCUGCUGUCUCUAAUUCUCAUCUAGAUCUGGCUUAUAAAAAGAGAGAAUGUCACUGGCUACAGAGCAGCCAGCUAGUCAUAAAUUACUUAACGCGCUG
Messenger RNA from Myxozyma melibiosi, 1110 nucleotides. RefSeq names its product hydroxyacylglutathione hydrolase. Gene Ontology annotation, molecular function: hydroxyacylglutathione hydrolase activity. NCBI's taxonomy places the organism in Eukaryota, Fungi, Ascomycota, Lipomycetes, Lipomycetales, Lipomycetaceae. The record is from RefSeq and is a predicted model, not a curated record. Bases 116 to 883 code for a protein of 255 amino acids. The transcript is spliced from 7 exons.